Messenger RNA from Colletotrichum lupini, 690 nucleotides. RefSeq lists its product as uncharacterized. Lineage: Eukaryota; Fungi; Ascomycota; Sordariomycetes; Glomerellales; Glomerellaceae. Bases 1 to 690 code for a protein of 229 amino acids. The transcript has a single exon. The record is from RefSeq and is a predicted model, not a curated record.
AUGGGGACUCUGGGAGAGAGCAAGAAAGAUGAGAUCCGUCAGGGAGGCAAGAAGGCAAAACGCCCUCCUCCACAUCCGCAUAGGAACACAUUUACACACCCACACACCUCUCACACACACUCUCUCUCCUUCUCUCUGUCUCUCAUACUCACGCUCUCUCUCUCUUCCCAUUAUCCACUCCACAAUCCACACCCAAGGUCCCAAAUUCCCAAGUCAAGUCUUCCCUCUCUCCAACACCCUUCGACGACGCUACCUCACAACCACACUCACACUGCAACUACGGAGUACGGAUACCUUACCUUCACGCAACCCUGUCCGCCUCCUGCAACCCUGGACACACACACUCACACGCAUACGCACACACACACACCUCUUCUCUUGCUCUCCUUCGUUGCCGCUCCUCUUCUCCUCAUCCUCACCUCCUCACAGCACUGUCCACCUCUGUCUAGCCUACCCUGCCAUCCUAGGCGGUCCUGGGUCCUGGCCCCCCUCCCCCCAUCGACUCCUGGUCGCAUCCAUCAUCGAACAUCGGUUUCCUCUGGGCCCCAGCAGCUCAGUGAUAUGACCCUGCCUGUGUGUACCCAGCCCAGAUCUUGUUCCUUACCCCGGUCGCCUCCCCGUCUAGGUCUACCCACGUCAACCCUUCACGCCUCACGCCGGGACCUGUCGUCCAUUCAUAAUAAGGCUUGA